Pyrgilauda ruficollis (rufous-necked snowfinch) is the source of this 1065-nucleotide messenger RNA. It is a transcript of the gene NOL7, whose product is annotated as nucleolar protein 7. Gene Ontology annotation, cellular component: nucleus. NCBI's taxonomy places the organism in Eukaryota, Metazoa, Chordata, Aves, Passeriformes, Passeridae. The transcript is spliced from 8 exons. The coding region runs from base 1 to 771 and encodes 256 amino acids. The record is from RefSeq and is a predicted model, not a curated record. Gene Ontology annotation, molecular function: RNA binding.
AUGGCGCGCCGGCAGAAGUCGAAGGCGGCGGCCGCGGGCAAGCGCAGGGCUCCCGCCGCGCUCCCCAGCCCGGCAUCCUCCUCGGAGGACGAGGCGGACGAGGCCCCGGAGGAGGUGCCCUUCGGCGUGGCGAGGGAGGCGGCCGAGGCCGAGCGGAAGCUCGUGGGAGAGGCGGCCCGGAGGCACCGGGAGCUUCUGAAGGAGAAGCGGCGGCGGCACCAGGAGCUGUUCGCGGAGCAGAAGAAGCGCAGGCUGCUGCCCGAGGCCGUGCUGCAAGAGCUGCAGGAACUGCAGGAGCUGCAGGCUGUGUCCGCACGGCCCGCUGAGCAGGCUGCAGCAGAUGACCCAGGAUUUGUAACAUUUGGGAAAUUUCGUUUACAAGUUACUCUAGAUGAAGAACUUGAAUCUGAGGCUGUAGAGCUGGAGCAAGGCCAGGCCCAAAGGCAAGGCCAAGCAGAAGUGCAGGAGAAGAAAGGCAAGAGGAGCAAGGGUGCCAGGACAAAAGGGAACUACGUGGCUGUGUGCUUGAAAGACCACAGUGCAACAGGCCUCCACCAACAGCUGGCCAAAGACUUCCUAAAUGCUCAGCUCUAUGGGCCGCACACCAACCGGGUACAGGCAAAUGAAUUUUUUUCCCUUGCAAACAAGAGAGCCCCCGUCAAAAAAGCUGCCGUUCAAUUUGUGGACAAGUCUUGGGGGCAAGAUAAAAAGGAAAAAGCAGCAAGGUUUAAGAAGCGCUGGCUGGCAACACAGAUUAAAGAUGGAGUCUGAAGACAGCUUUUUCAGAAGAUGCUGCUAAGGACUUUUAGUGACAGUUGAUCUCAACACAGCACAGGUGUUUUUCCCCACUUCAUCAUGACUUUACUUUCAGUUCCAGCCAGCAGAAGGCACUGAGCUGUGCCUGAUUGGACUUCCCUGUUCUCUCCUCUCCCCUUUCAGAAGUUCUUGGGGAAGGUACAGAGCAGCCAGGCCAGUCUUGUGGAACAGCUGGUGCUAGGACCAGGCUUGCUGAGCUGCCUCUGUGAGGCAGUGACUUUGCAGAGAAUAAACGUGAGCAAUGUUAUA